This is a messenger RNA of Drechmeria coniospora, 876 nucleotides long. RefSeq lists its product as uncharacterized. NCBI's taxonomy places the organism in Eukaryota, Fungi, Ascomycota, Sordariomycetes, Hypocreales, Ophiocordycipitaceae. The record is from RefSeq and is a predicted model, not a curated record. The transcript is spliced from 3 exons. The coding region runs from base 1 to 876 and encodes 291 amino acids.
AUGUCUGCCGCCGCGGGUGCUCCUCCCCCCCCUCCCGGACGCGGUUCGGGCCCUCGUUAUGGCCACUAUACCGAUAAGUCGGACCGCCGUUGCGCCCUGGGCGAAUACCUGGUGGAGGGUGACUCCUCCGACGAGGAGUUCGCACCUCCUCCGGAGCGCAACGUCUACAUCCUGGUCGAGGCCCGCCCUAAGGUCGGGGCCGUACCGGGCGCUUGCGCCGUCCUGUCGCCCGAGUUUCUGGCCCUAGGCCGGGUUUGGGCUUGCACCCUGGCUCUAGCCGAGAUGGAGCCUGCUCCCGUGCGCCCCGCCUACACCCUCGCCCCCGUGCCGGGUGUUGUCUCUCCCCCCGCUGCCGCCGACAACAAUAACGACCCGAACCGCACCCUCGUCCUCGCCGCCAACGCCUUAACCCCGACUCAAGCGGGUGGCCGUUCCGGCGCUGUGCCGAGUAUGCAGCUCGGCAGUGACGUGCGCGGCCUUGCCCGCCGUCAGCAGGCGCAGGAGGGCGUCAGUGCCGAGUUGGUGGCCACUUUGGCCGAGAUGCGCCGCGAUAUCUGCGAGUUGCGCGAGUCUUGCGCUGGCGGUUCCCCCUCGGUGCGCCGUCCCGCCCCCUCUACUCCCCGCGUCGCCCGCAAUUGCAGUAGGUCGCGCUCGUCCCGCAUAGCCGACGCAACUCUAUCGCGCCGCCCCGUCGCCUCCGCCCCUCACAUCGCCCAAGUCGCCCGGCGCCUUCGUUUUAUGCCCCCGCCCCCGCCCCCCUCGGUUACGUCCCGCCCCCGCCCAAGUGCUGCAAUGGAUAGUUUCGAGACCCUCCCCGAGGAGGAUACCGAGGAGGACAAGAGUAAGGAGGAUACAAAGACCAACGAGUCUGAGUAG